This is a messenger RNA of Melopsittacus undulatus (budgerigar), 431 nucleotides long. It is a transcript of the gene CDC26, whose product is annotated as cell division cycle 26. The transcript has 2 exons. Gene Ontology annotation, biological process: protein K11-linked ubiquitination; anaphase-promoting complex-dependent catabolic process; regulation of mitotic cell cycle. Gene Ontology annotation, cellular component: anaphase-promoting complex. NCBI's taxonomy places the organism in Eukaryota, Metazoa, Chordata, Aves, Psittaciformes, Psittaculidae. Bases 57 to 308 code for a protein of 83 amino acids. The record is from RefSeq and is a predicted model, not a curated record.
UUGCCGGGCCCGGCCCGCGGCGGCGGCUGAGGGCCCUGGUCCCGGUCACGAUCGCGAUGCUGCGGCGGAAGCCGACGCGGCUGGAGCUGAAGCUGGACGAUAUUGAGGAGUUCGAGAGCAUCCGGAAGGACCUGGAGGGCCGCAGGAAGCAGCGGGAGGACGCGGACUCGGCGGCGGCCGGUGAGGAGGCGGCGGCGCUGGGCACCGACCACAAGAGCCGGGAGCAGAUGAUCAAUGACCGCAUCGGGUACAAGCCGCAGCCCAAGGCCGGCGGCCGCGCCGCGCACUUUGGCACCUUCGAGUUCUAACGGCGGGGCCGGGCCCGCGGCACCGCGCUGCCCGGGCUGUGGGGAGCGCGCCUGUGAGCGCCCCUUGGCAAGGCUGGAGUGUAAAUAAAUAUGUCCUUUUUUAUUGUCAUUGUUAAAUAAUAA